Sardina pilchardus (European sardine) is the source of this 1106-nucleotide messenger RNA. It is a transcript of the gene sdhaf3, whose product is annotated as succinate dehydrogenase complex assembly factor 3. The record is from RefSeq and is a predicted model, not a curated record. Gene Ontology annotation, biological process: succinate metabolic process; mitochondrial respiratory chain complex II assembly. Gene Ontology annotation, cellular component: mitochondrion; mitochondrial intermembrane space. The transcript has 2 exons. The coding region runs from base 308 to 679 and encodes 123 amino acids. NCBI's taxonomy places the organism in Eukaryota, Metazoa, Chordata, Actinopteri, Clupeiformes, Clupeidae.
UUCCGCGAUAAACAAGAACACGUUAGGUAACUGUUCAGCAAGCGUUCUGCAAGUGUCAAUGUCACGAACGUAAUAUCACUAUUGUUGCUCAUACAGCCUAUUCGGUUAUUUCAACAAGUUGCGGAUUUGUAGGCUUUCACUCUAGUGACACUGGUCGCUUCCAUUACAAAUCCCGGUGCGUGUAGUGCUUAUGGGUGAACGUUAACUGUCUGCAUUCAUUCGGCAAGUUUGUAGGACUUCGUUUAGAUUUGUUAUUUAUUAUCGUCGUACAAGGUGUAUAUCGUCGACACCAAUCCGGGGUUUUGAAAUGGCUACUGUAGCCCACGUCUCCAGAGUUCGCUCUUUGUACAAAAGGAUCCUGAUCUUGCACCGGUUCAUGCCUCUCGACCUGAGAGCGCUGGGCGACCAGUACGUGAAGGAUGAGUUCAGACGGAACAAGUCCGCCGCACCAGAAGAGGUCAAAUCCUUCAUGACCGAGUGGGAGCAGUACCGGGACACGCUGCAGACGCAGGUUCUGGACGCCAUGUCUGGGAAGCUGGAGAAGCUGGAGUUCGGGGCGGUUCUGUCCGACGACCGGCUCAAGCUGUUCCAAGACGAGCAGAUGGGCCAGCUAUACGAGCUCAUGCUGGAAGCCACCAAACCCAACCGCCAGUUUGACAUCCAGGACGACCGGCCCUAGUGUGUGUGUGUGUGUGUGUGUGUGUGUGUGUGUGUGUGUGUGUGUGUGUGUGUGUGUGUGUGUGUGUGUGUGUGUGUGUGUGUAGCUCAUGCUGGAAGCCACCAAACCCAACCGCCAGUUUGACAUCCAGGACGACCGGCCCUAGUGUGUGUGUGUGUGUGUGUGUGUGUGUGUGUGUGUCUAGCUCAUGCUCACCGCCAGUUCGACAUCCAGUGUGUGUGUGUGUGUGUGUGUGUCUAGUACCUCCCCAUCCAGACUAGGACGACCGGCCCUAGCACCUCCUCAAUGUGUGUGUGUGUGUGUGUGUGUGUGUGUGUGUGUGUGGGAGGGGGAGUGAAUGGUCAUGUCAGAAUCCUGUGGACUUGAAUGCAGUGAGUUGCUGGCGGCUGUUGAGAGAAACUAAUUACAUUAAAGUGCUCUAAAGAAA